AUGUCUCUGGCAUCGAAGAUCACUCUCGGAUCUGCUGUAGUGUUUGCAUUGGGAAUUAUUGGUCAUGUACAUUAUAAGCAGUAUUCGGACAGGGAACAACUUCACCAAGGAGUUCUAAAUGACAUAGAAAGAAGGCAAAGACGGAAAACGGAAAAUGUAUUGAAUCUACAAAAACAACUCGAGUUGGCCAAGGAACUGCAAAUAGCUGAAGAUAGGGCUAAAGAAACCACCUAG
Molecule: messenger RNA, 234 nt
Organism: Ceutorhynchus assimilis (cabbage seed weevil)
Lineage: Eukaryota; Metazoa; Arthropoda; Insecta; Coleoptera; Curculionidae
Source: the annotation of a GenBank genome assembly